CCCUACUUAUGUGAUUUACUUUUAAGAAUGAUGUACAUGUAUUGUUUUUCAGUAAUAGCCCUAUUUAUAAUCAGAUAUGUGCAAACUUGUAGGCAUUGUAGCUUUGGUUCAUGGGAGCCGUGGGGUGUUUGUUCACAAAAUUGUGGAGGAGGAACAAGAUUAAGAGAAAGGGUUAUUUGCUGUCCAAAGAAACAAAGCUAUGCAUAUUGCAAAAAAACAUAUUGUCGUAAAGCGGACAAUGAAAUAUGGCAAUCUUCAGCUUGUAAUCAGUACUGUUACAAUGGCGGUGAAUUUGACGGUAGCAAUUGUAAAUGUCCAUUUGGGUGGAAAGGUGACUGCUGCAACGAAGCAUGUAACUAUCAAUAUUUUGGUGUUGACUGCCAAGAGAAAUGUGAAUGUGAAAAUGGUAUCUGCAAUCACGUGACCGGAAACUGUACCUGUCAGCCCGGAUGGACUGGAAAAACCUGUAAUGAUACAUGUAACUAUCAAAAUUUUGGUGUUGACUGCCAAGAGAAAUGUGAAUGUGAAAAUGGUAUCUGCAAUCACGUGACCGGAAACUGUACCUGUCAGCCCGGAUGGACUGGAAAAACCUGUAAUAAUACAUGUACCUAUCAAAAUUUUGGCGUUGACUGCCAAGAGAAAUGUGAAUGUGAAAAUGGUAUUUGCAAUCACGUGACCGGAAACUGUACCUGUCAGCCUGGAUGGACUGGAAGUACUUGUAAUGAUAGUAAGUGUCGAUUUAUUAUCAAUGAUACAACCGAUAUCAUUGAGUGUGUAGUUAAAGCUUGCAAACAGGGACAUUUUGGAGUAAAAUGUCGAGAUAAAUGUACGUGCUUAAACGGAUACUGUGACAAUGAAAGUGGAAACUGUACGUGUGAAAGUGGAUGGAAUGGUUUAACUUGUGAUGAAACUGACGCAAAUUAUUUGUCAACAAAUAUGCGUUAUGGAACCUGGUUUACAUCGACAUUUGGUGGCUUGGUUGGUUUUGUUCUCACGCUCAUAUGUUUGGCAAUCAUCUUUAUAAAGUUACGUAGAAGCAAGAAACAAGGAUCACAAGUUACAGCAAGAAAAACACCAACAGUGCCUACAAAUACAGAGGAGUCCAUUCCACACUACGAGUAUAUAGAUACAGAAAAUACCACCAUUAACAAUGAACAAAUAAUGGAACAGUACGAAAACCUACGAACCUCUAGCAGUUACGAAGAAAUGUCCAACUACGAUAUUAUUAAAAACAAAGUGCUUGAUGUAAAAACAUAAAUAUAACUAACAUAAAUUUCCAUCAGAAUGAACCUCUACGUGUUUCAAAGAAACGUUCACAUAUUUAUUCAGAUACUAGUUCUAAAAAUGAUACAGAGCAUUUAGAAGUUUUGGGAUACUUGAAUAUAUAUGAAAUGAAAUGAUAUGGUUUGGUUUAAUAUCUUACGAUGGUAUUGCCUAAAAGAAUUGAUAUUCAUGUUUUUUAUGGAAAGUAUGUUAAAUACAAAAGUUCUUGGUUGAAACAAACUGA
Mytilus trossulus (common blue mussel) is the source of this 1507-nucleotide messenger RNA. RefSeq names its product multiple epidermal growth factor-like domains protein 10. Lineage: Eukaryota; Metazoa; Mollusca; Bivalvia; Mytilida; Mytilidae. The record is from RefSeq and is a predicted model, not a curated record. The coding region runs from base 28 to 1257 and encodes 409 amino acids. The transcript is spliced from 6 exons. Gene Ontology annotation, molecular function: scavenger receptor activity.